AUGGUAGAUGGUCGCCCCGCUUCGUCCGUAUUCGAAGAAAAGCUGGAAAGGACUGUGUUUUGUCGCGUUUUCUUUGGCUGGACCAAAACAGAAGGAUGCGUCAUGGAUCGUGGCAUUUGGGAGAGCGACAAGACAGAUCUCUCGGCCCUUUUGUGGGGCUGGCCAUCCAAGUUUGGCGGUGUCCGUGGAGGCGGGGGAAUGCAGAUUCCAGGGCAACUUGUGGAUUGUCAGGAGCGAGUUAGAGCGUGGAGGGAGUGA
Messenger RNA from Bursaphelenchus xylophilus (pine wood nematode), 258 nucleotides. Lineage: Eukaryota; Metazoa; Nematoda; Chromadorea; Rhabditida; Aphelenchoididae. The record is from the annotation of a GenBank genome assembly.